This is a messenger RNA of Brenthis ino (lesser marbled fritillary), 747 nucleotides long. Lineage: Eukaryota; Metazoa; Arthropoda; Insecta; Lepidoptera; Nymphalidae. The record is from the annotation of a GenBank genome assembly.
AUGAUUUUGAGAGCGGCUUUUGCUAUCGCGUUAAUCUUUGUUACCGGCUUUUGCGGUGUGGGACAUGCAAAAUUAGCUCCGGACUUCAUUCAUCCCUGUAAUGCAACUACUAGAGAAUGUCUAGUGAAAUCAACACAAGAUGCUAUUCCCGAGUUUGUAAAAGGCUUGCCGAACCUCGGCGUGCCGCCUUUAGAUCCUUUUGUUAUCGAAAAGUUGGCGAUACCGCUCAGCGGCCUCAAAGUCACGUUCUAUCAAGGAAAAGUAACGGGCUUCAAGAACUGCAUCAUUGAUAAUGUUAUAUCUGAAUUGGAAAAACGACAUUUUGUAUUGGAAUUUCAUACUAAUCUUACCAUUCGAGGAAAAUAUGAUGCUAUUGGAAAAAUCCUACUUUUCCCUAUCAACGGAGAGGGCGACGCUAAAAUUAAACUAACUAACCUUAGAAUGAAACUCGAUAUCAAUACGAAGUAUAUCAAAGACAAUAAGGGCGUCAACCACUUCGCUAUCAAGAACUAUAAGUACACUUUCGACUACGGUGACCGCGUCACGUUUGACCUCCAAAAUCUUUUUAAAGAAAGCAAAGAACUAAGUGCAUCAGUGUUGAAAUUUCUAAAUGAACACUGGAAAAUGGUUGCAGAAGAAUUUGGAAAGCCUAUCGUGGACUAUGCAGUAGAUUUAGCGCUUAGGACAGUGGAAAAAUUCUUCCUUAUGGUUCCUUAUGAAGAACUUAUAAAUGUCCCUAUACCACAG